Messenger RNA from Ochlerotatus camptorhynchus, 1495 nucleotides. Its product is annotated as replication factor C subunit 4-like. Gene Ontology annotation, cellular component: DNA replication factor C complex; nucleus. Bases 170 to 1249 code for a protein of 359 amino acids. Gene Ontology annotation, molecular function: ATP binding; DNA binding; DNA clamp loader activity. Gene Ontology annotation, biological process: DNA repair; DNA-templated DNA replication. The record is from RefSeq and is a predicted model, not a curated record. The transcript is spliced from 3 exons. Lineage: Eukaryota; Metazoa; Arthropoda; Insecta; Diptera; Culicidae.
CUCGCGCGCCAAAUAACGUCAAAGUAUUUUAUUUACCAGCAUUGAACGAGAUUAAAAUUUAAUGUUUGCAAAAGUUUCGUUUUAAUCGUUUUAAAUUUUCAUUAAUUAUUAUUGUGCCAGCAUAUCCAUAUUCGGUUAAGUAAUAUAAGAAUCAAUCAAGUAGUAGAUCAUGCACGCGUUCCUUAAAACAGGAAAAAUUUCCGAUUCUCCAUCGAAAGCGGGCCAUAGCGGUGAAGGACCUGUAGAAAAGCGCACCAAAUCACAUUCCGUCCCAUGGGUUGAAAAAUAUCGCCCAAAAUGUGUGGACGAUGUCGUGGAACAAGGUGAAGUCGUGGCCGUACUAAGAGAAAGUUUGUCGACAUCCGAUCUUCCUAACUUGUUACUAUAUGGUCCACCAGGAACGGGUAAGACCAGUACCAUUCUGGCAGCAGCUCGUCAGUUAUUUGGAGAUAUGUUCAAAGAAAGAAUUCUCGAACUUAAUGCUUCCGACGAUCGCGGUAUUGCAGUCGUGCGAAACAAAGUCAAAACUUUCGCACAACUUGCAGCCAGUGGCACUAGAACUGAUGGUAAACCAUGUCCACCGUUUAAGAUCGUUAUUCUGGACGAAGCAGACGCGAUGACCCAUGCUGCUCAGGCUGCAUUGCGUAGAACUAUGGAGAAAGAAACAAAAACAACCCGGUUUUGUUUGGUUUGUAACUACGUUUCAAGAAUAAUCGAACCUAUCACUUCUCGUUGCACGAAGUUUCGCUUCAAACCGUUGGGGGAAGAUAAGAUCAUUGAGCGACUUCGUUUCAUUUGUGAGCAGGAAAAUGUUGACGUUGGAGAGCAAGUUUAUCACGAUAUCGUGGAUAUCUCCGGAGGGGACUUGCGACGAGCGAUCACAACCCUUCAGUCGUGCCAUAGAUUGAAAGGCAAAGACGCCAGGAUUGAGCACACUGAUAUCCUGGAGAUGUCUGGUGUUGUCCCAAAGAAGUACCUUGAAGAUUUUAUCUCGGUUUGUGAAACGGCAAAUUACGGGAAAUUGGAAGACUACGUCAAAAACCUCACCUAUGAUGCAUACAGCGUUGGUCAGCUGUUCGAACAAUUAACAGACUUUGUUGUAAUGCAUGAUGGACUGAACGAUAAGCAGAAGAGCAUUCUUUGCGACAAAUUGGGAGAAUGUUGUUUCCGUUUGCAAGGUGGCGGUUCUGAGUAUAUUCAAAUAAUGGAUCUGGGCUGUGUUACUAUACAAGCGUUGCAAGCCAAUUGAAGAUCAGAUAUUUGUUCUACAUUUACAUGCAUUACACUUGUAGCGUUAAUAAAAGCACUACUUAUGUCAUAAUCCUAAAACUCUAUACAUUCACAUCAUAUGGUCGGCGUUAAGUCAGAGAGAACCAAGUAGCAAAAUAAAAAAAAAAUGAGAAUGGCAUUGGAUCAAGAAUUUCCUCAGCUUUAUUUCACUUUUGUCAGGUUUGGUAAAUGUUACAGCAAGCGCAGGAUUUUUUCCAAUAUAAUG